Messenger RNA from Theileria parva strain Muguga, 1289 nucleotides. Its product is annotated as putative integral membrane protein. Bases 1 to 1182 code for a protein of 393 amino acids. The record is from RefSeq and is a predicted model, not a curated record. Lineage: Eukaryota; Apicomplexa; Aconoidasida; Piroplasmida; Theileriidae. The transcript is spliced from 2 exons.
AUGUCAGGCACCUGUCUGACCAUUGGAUUCAUUAAAAUGAUCACAAUUGCCUCCGUUAACGACUUGUUCGUCUCGGGGAACGCCGUGAACAAAGUGCUGUUUCUCCUGGUCGGGAACAGCCUUGGCGCUUUUUUAGUGCACUGCAUCACGCCGUUUUUAGAUUUCUCAAACAAACCACUGUUUAUGGAUACAUGUGGGAAUGGCACUCACAGUCUUAGCCCCGGGAAGAUCAACGCAGUCAGAUCACAGGCAAUUGCAAUACUUUGCUACAAGUUAAUUAUUGUGCUGAUUCUAACACUGCUGGUCAGCUGGGCAGUGCUUUGCUACACUAAUUUACACAAGGAACAUAGAAAGUGGAUGAAAUUCAAUGUAACACAAGCAAACUUCGUCGUCAAAGCGUUGAAUAUACUGUUGGAACAGUAUCCCUACGUUAUUCUAUUAGUGCUAGUCGAACUACUGCAUACAAUCUUCAAGUUUUUAGCAGUGUCGUAUGUGAUGGACGGUGAGCCGUUUAACCCGAUUUGGCUGUCACUGUUACUCCUGAUGAUUAGUGAUUUUUUCGAAGUUUUCGGCAAGUUCAUCCCACACCUCACCAACAAAGUUUUCAACAGACAACCAGUCUCCACCCUCAUACACACUAAUAACACUCCUAACACUAUUCACACUGUUAACAUUGGGAACAUUGGGAACACUGGGAACACUACGGAAACUACUGUCACUACUGAGAACAAUGAUAACACUACUGAGAACACUGACACUGGGAACAGGAUAAGCAGUUGUGGAAGAGUGUUGAGAAGUUUGAAUGGUCCGUUGUCGAUGUUGUUUGUGCUUGUGGCGGUGGAGUUCAUGAUGAUAGUGAUGAUGUUUGUGGAGAUUUCGUUCCCGCACCGUCCGCUGAGUGUGAAUUUUCUGAAGUUUAGCAGUGGCGUUUUCAUCACGGCGUUUUUCUCAGCCCUCAGGGGCUGCUGCGUAUCAGUUGUCUACUGCAGACUAUGCAACGUUCAGGUGAACAGAGGCCUCAUAGAAGAAGUUUUAGAGCCCAAGGAGACGAAAAUCGUAAAGAGCUUCCUCAUUGGACUCUUUUGCAUCAUUGAAGUUGUCCCAGGUGUCGUCUGGUACCUCGCAGAACCCCGCGUCAUUCCCACACUUUACAUCUUCAUACAACGGGUCAGAAGUCAAUAAAUUUUUUAUCAAUUUUUUCAAUAUCAAAUUCAAAUUAUUAUCAACAAAUUAUUAUUAAUAAAUUAUUAUUAUUAAAUUGGAAUUAAUCUUCUGUACAUUUUUAAUAA